GUCCCGCCUUUUGUGUGCAGCUCCACGAGGGAGGGUGGGGCGGAGCCUUGCAAGUAACUUUGGCCUCCCCAAACUACCUUUUGUUGUCAGCUGGUCGUGACGUCAGGGGCCGCCGCCGCGCCGUGCAAGGUUGUGUCCACAUGUGACCAGCUUAAACUAGUUCUGAAGACACAAAGGGAAAGGAGCGGAAGAUAAGGAGCCAGAUAGCGGGGCAGGCGGCGGUGGUGGAGCAGAGCCAGCGCAGCGCCAGGAGACUGACUGAGGCGUCGGCGGUUCAACCCCUCAGCAUCUAUCCAGAAUGCAGGUCCGUGGGCUCUUUCUCUUCUUGGUUCUGAUUCUUCUGGCUGCAUCUUCUGAGGCUGGCAAGAAUAAAAAGGACAAGGUGAAAAAAAACAGCUCGGAUUGUGAGGAAUGGCGCUGGGGGCCCUGUGUCCCCAACAGCAAAGACUGUGGCGUUGGCUUCCGUGAAGGGACUUGUAAUGAAGAGAGCAAGAAGCUCAAGUGCAAGAUCCCCUGCAACUGGAAGAAGGAAUUUGGAGCUGAUUGCAAGUACAAGUUUGAGAGCUGGGGUGGCUGUGAUUCUGCAACAGGCCUGAAGGCCCGUUCAGGCACUCUGAAGAAGGCCCUGUACAAUGCCGAGUGCCAGGAAACUAUUCAAGUGACUAAGCCCUGCUCUCCUAAGGCCAAGUCAAAAUCCAAAGCCAGAAAAGGAAAGGGGAAGGACUAGACUGGUGGAUAGAGCCCCACCACCUUCAGGGCAUGGUGCCUGAACCCACUUGGACACACACCACUUGGAGCUGCAGCGUGGCCCCUCCCAGCUCGGCGAUACUUUGCCAGAUCCCACUCUUCUUCUGCCUCCACGACUUUGCCCUUAACUGAGAUUCCAUUUCUAAUUGCUAGUUUUGUAGAGAGCAAGCCCACCCUGUCCUGAAGAAGGUGCCCUUUGCCUUCCCUUUAGCCUCUCCCACCUACCCCCUGCUCGUCCCCGGCCCCCUGUAUAUGCACCCCUGUGUUCUUUGCUCUGGUUCGUUUCCCAGAAUUCAACAUGGUGUGUUUUGAGAUGGGGCUAUGCUGUGGCUAGAGUGAUUCACCUUUGGGAUCCUUGGUCAAAGCCAAAUGGUCUUUUGGCACAUCUCUUUGCAAACUUAGCAAUGCUUGCAAUUUCCCCAGUGCGGCUUUGUCUUCCCAUAGCCAAAGCUCUAAAUUUAAACUACCCAAGAAAACUGUUUCAGGGAAUGUAUUGGGGUGGGGUGGGGUGGAGGAGGAGUUACAAGGGGUGGAAAGCCCCAUGUACACCUUGCCUUCCUAAUUAAGGGUAGUGUGUGCAGUAGGAAGAUUUUGACUUUUUGGGUGUCCUUUUAUCCCCCCAUCUCAGCUUUACAAGGGAUGACAUCUGUGCCUACUUCCCGUGUGUGUGUGUGUGUGUUUGUGUGUGUGUGUGUGUGUGUGUGCAUGCGUGCCUUCCUCAUCUCUCUCCAAUACAUGCUUGUUCAUAAGUCGUCUGUCCACCUGGGGAGGGGUGUGUGCACAUGGGUGUAAACACCAUGAGCUGAUUUUGCUUGGUCUUUUGCCAAAAAAAAUCCACACCUUACAUCCCCUUCAGCAUCCAAGAAAGAAUCUCCCCAGAGUUAAUGAGCAUUGUUUUUUGUUCCAUCAGUAUGUCCUCAUUCCUCUUUGUCUGUAUUCUUGCUGGGACGCUGUGGCCUUCCCUUCCUUUACUGGUGCUGGGUAAGCCCUUUCUGCUUUUUACAAUUUUCCCCCUUUUCCAAUAAAAGUCUUUUUAUGAAAACAA
Elgaria multicarinata webbii is the source of this 1792-nucleotide messenger RNA. It is a transcript of the gene MDK, whose product is annotated as midkine. The record is from RefSeq and is a predicted model, not a curated record. NCBI's taxonomy places the organism in Eukaryota, Metazoa, Chordata, Lepidosauria, Squamata, Anguidae. Gene Ontology annotation, molecular function: growth factor activity. The coding region runs from base 299 to 727 and encodes 142 amino acids. The transcript is spliced from 5 exons.